Messenger RNA from Cynocephalus volans (Philippine flying lemur), 1285 nucleotides. RefSeq names its product lactamase beta 2 (gene LACTB2). Gene Ontology annotation, molecular function: RNA endonuclease activity; single-stranded RNA binding. The coding region runs from base 58 to 924 and encodes 288 amino acids. The record is from RefSeq and is a predicted model, not a curated record. The transcript is spliced from 7 exons. NCBI's taxonomy places the organism in Eukaryota, Metazoa, Chordata, Mammalia, Dermoptera, Cynocephalidae. Gene Ontology annotation, cellular component: mitochondrial matrix.
CUAGACCCGGCUCCGGUCCGGUGGCAGGCGCAGCGCCGGAGGGCGGCUGAGGCGGAGAUGGCUGCCGCGCUGAAGCACAUUGAACAGCUGUCCGGUCGGGUCGUGCGCGUGUUGGGCUGUAACCCGGGUCCCAUGACCCUACAGGGCACCAACACCUACCUGGUAGGGACCGGCCCCAGGAGAAUCCUCAUUGACACUGGAGAACCAGCAAUUCCAGAAUAUAUCAGCUGUUUAAAGCAGGCUCUGACUGAAUUUAACACAGCAAUUCAGGAAAUAUUAGUGACUCAUUGGCACCGUGAUCAUUCUGGAGGCAUAGAAGAUAUUUGUAAAAGCAUCAAUAAUGACACUACAUAUUGUGUUAAGAAACUCCCACGGAAUCCUCACAGAGAAGAAAUUAUAGGAAAUGGAGAGCAACGAUAUGUUUAUCUGAAAGAUGGAGAUGUGAUUAAGACUGAGGGAGCCACCCUAAAAGUUAUAUAUACACCUGGCCACACUGAUGAUCAUAUGGCUCUACUCUUAGAAGAGGAAAAUGCUGUCUUUUCUGGAGAUUGCAUUCUAGGGGAAGGAACAACUAUAUUUGAAGACCUAUAUGAAUAUAUGAAGUCCCUAAAAGAGUUACUGAAAAUCAAAGCUGAUAUUAUAUAUCCAGGACAUGGCCCGGUAAUCUAUGAUGCUGAAGCUAAAAUUCUAGAAUACAUUUCUCACAGAAAUACGCGAGAACAGCAGAUUCUUACAUUAUUUCAUGAGAACUUUGAAAAAUCAUUUACAAUAAUGGAACUUGUAAAAAUUAUUUACAAGAAUACUCCUGAGCAUUUAUAUAAAAUGGCUAAACGUAAUCUCCUGCUUCAUUUGAAAAAGCUAGAAAAAGAAGGAAAAAUAUUUAGCAACAUGGAUCCUGACGAGAAAUGGAAAGCUAAUCUUUAGUUUCAGACUAAUGAAAGCUUUGUUUUGUUUUGUCUUUGGAGAGUGGUAUGUUUUCUUAACUGUGGAUUAUUUAUAGAGAAUAUAGGUAGAGAACAUUGAAAAUAACCCUAGAUAUACUUUAAAAUAAUGUCAUAUUUAUUAUUAUAUAUGUAAAUUAGAUUAUACAUCUGUAAUGGAGGUUGUUUAUCUAAACUUGGUCUUAUAACAGUUUACCAAAAAUUUAGAAUCCAACAGUUUGUCAAUUUUCAAUGAAUUAAGUUAAAUGGUUACUUUAAAAAUAGUAAGAUUUAUCUAAUUCCAACUGGAUAUUAUUCUGAGAUAUUAGUUAUCUAUUACCAACAGUCAUUAAUACUAUUUUCUC